This is a messenger RNA of Periconia digitata, 300 nucleotides long. Lineage: Eukaryota; Fungi; Ascomycota; Dothideomycetes; Pleosporales; Periconiaceae. The record is from the annotation of a GenBank genome assembly.
AUGUCUGUGUGUCAGCAGAGUUACGCCCACGGCAGCCAACGCAUACAGGAAGUCGGUCUAUGUGUGUCCGAAUCUGAAAUAUGGUACAUGAUUGUAGGUACCCAUUCCGGCCGCAGAAACUGGCCCACAUGGUCCCUGUCUACGUAUCAUCAUCCUUCCCGCGUAGCCGCCCCCGCGCUGGCUUUCAUCCCUCUGGGCGUGCAAUCAGCACCUAUCAUAAUCCUGUCAGAACUCAGUCGGAACUGCAGCACAGCCAACCAAAUGGUUGCCUGGAUAGGCGGAAAGUCCAUCCGUGUUUAA